CUGCAGGACAAGUGUGCAGACUACAAAACUUCGGAAAACCGGAGAGGCUGAGUCGACUAAUCGUGUUGUUGCACGUUAGAAACGCGUGCAUUGCAUGACUCUGAAACCAGAAGGGCGGUGGAAUGGCCUUCACCCUGCGCUGACCCUCGCCUACUUCAGAAGCCAGUGCAUCUGGAAAUGCCUGGAUCUGCGACCCCAGCCUGAGCCUAGUAAGGCCCAAGGGAAGCUGAACGCCCCGACGGUUCUCCUGGGCACCGGUAACAGUUUUCCAUUUGUGCCUACUCCACCUGCUGUCUUUGUUGGCUCAGGGAACAUCGCCUCCCUCUGCCGCUCAAUCAGCAUACUGGACCGCCCUCGAGGACCUCACCUGCCGCUCACCCAACUCCCAACUUCGCGGGCAUCGCCUCCAGUCACCUCUUCCGACGGCCUAACGAGCAAGUUAGCUGCGAAGGGAGGUGAGGAGGCUCAGCUGACUGGCCCUUGCCCAUGUCCAGGGUAGGCACAAACAACAGGACUUGGUUUGGCCUCUCUCUUAUUCACAGCUCAGCCCGACAGGUGCCUCCGGGACAGCGACGGCAAAGAGGAUGGCCUUAUUGGGUACAACUUCACAGGGGCUGGCACCUCUGCACGGCUGUGUACACCUGAGCCAGACGCUCAGGCGUUCUCUAAAGCCUCUUCAGGGGAUGACAGACAGGGAGAUAAAGGUGAGAGGUGGUCCACCAGGACUUGCCCUCCUUCGCUGGGGUUUGCCCCUCGCUGCGGAGACUGUUCUGCAUCUGGCCUUUGGAGCAUGCAGGCUGACAGCGUAGUAAAGAAGGAUUCCUGUGGGAGUGCGCCCAAUGCAAAACAAUUCCCUGACCGGGAAUCGAACCCGGGCCGCGGCGGUGAAAGCGCCGAAUCCUAGCCACUAGAC
This is a messenger RNA of Piliocolobus tephrosceles (Ugandan red Colobus), 913 nucleotides long. RefSeq lists its product as uncharacterized. Lineage: Eukaryota; Metazoa; Chordata; Mammalia; Primates; Cercopithecidae. The transcript is spliced from 2 exons. The coding region runs from base 95 to 499 and encodes 134 amino acids. The record is from RefSeq and is a predicted model, not a curated record.